CCGGGGACGGAAGUUGCACCACAGUACGGCUACUUUCAGUUUUGUUUCUCUCGCAGGUAGUCAACUGCCGGCGGUAGCGGGAUUUCGGGGCUCCCGGGCCCUGCUGGGGAAGUCCAAGGCCGGCUGUGGCUGGACAGACUCAGCACUACCAACGGCCUUUGCAUGCUUACAUCCGGCGCUGUGGAGAAGUGGGGAAGACCGCCUUAUCCUACCAUCCAGUGCCUCCGGAAGCCAGAAUUUCCCCGGCCUCAGCAUGGUCUCCAACAUCUCCUCCCCUACUCUGCUCGAGGCUCUGAGCAGCGACUUCCUGGCCUGUAAAAUCUGCCUGGAGCAGUUGCACACGCCCAAGACACUGCCAUGCCUGCACACCUAUUGCCAAGACUGCCUGGCCCAGCUGGACGUGGGCGGCCGGGUCCGCUGCCCCGAGUGUCGGGAGACCGUGCCUGUGCCGCCCGAGGGUGUGGCCGCCUUCAAGACCAACUUCUUCGUCAACGGGCUCCUGGACCUCGUCAAGGCCAGGGCUCCCGGAGACGUGCACUCGGGGAAGCCAGCCUGCGCGCUGUGCCCUCUGGUGGGCGGCAAGAGCUCCGGGGGCCCCGCCACCGCCCGGUGCCUGGACUGCGCGGACGACCUGUGCCAGGCCUGCGCCGACGGCCACCGCUGCUCCCGCCAGACCCAUAAGCACCGCGUGGUCGACCUGGUGGGCUACCGGGCCGGGUGGUAUGACGAGGAGGCUCGCGAGCGCCAGGCGUCCCAGUGCCCCCAGCACCCCGGGGAGGCGCUCUGCUUCCUGUGCCAGCCGUGCUCGCAGCUGCUCUGCAAGGACUGCCGCCUGGGACCCCACCUCGACCACCCCUGCCUGCCCCUGGCCGAGGCAGUGCGCUCCCGGAAGCCGGGCCUUGAGGAGCUGCUGGCGGGGGUGGACGGCAACCUGGUGGAGCUGGAGGCCACCCGGGUGGCCGAGAAGGAAGCCUUAGCCCAGCUGCGGGAGCAGGCGGCCAGUGUGGGCGCGCAGGUGGAGGAGGCCGCCGAACGCAUCCUCAAGUCCCUGCUGGCCCAGAAGCAGGAAGUGCUGGGACAGCUCCGGGCCCUUGUGGAGACCGCCGAGGAGGCCACCAGGGAGAGGCUGACCAAGAUAGAGAGCCAGGAGCAAGUGGCCAAGGCGGCCGCCGCCUUCGCCCGCCGAGUGCUCAGCCUGGGCCUGGAGGCCGAGAUCCUGUCGCUGGAAGGGGCCAUCACGCAGCGCCUGCGCCAGCUCCAAGAGUCUCCCUGGACACCCGGGCCCACCCGCUGCGUGCUGCCCAAGCUGCAGCUGCACCCUGGGCUCCAGGACAAGAACUGCCACCUGCUGCGACUCUCCUUCGAGGAACCAAAACAGUCCCGGGGGGACAACGAGAAGCUUGGAGCCGCCGGCACCCAAGGAGGAGAUGAGGCUCGAAGCCAAGCGGAAGAGAGAACCAGGACAGUAGGGAAGCAGGGCGGAGCCCAGUCCCCGUGCAAGGAUGCAGCCCUGACUCCCAAAGAAGGCAAAGCCCAGAACCCCCAGGAGGAUGACGACGUCCAUGUCGAGAGGGGGAGCAGACCUAACAAGAAGAAGAAGGCCAAAGGGAGGGGCAGGCCCCCUUCUCGGGAGCCCAGCCCCAUCCUCAGGCCAGCCCUGGAGGGUGCAGCCCUCCUCCCCCGGCCCGUGUUUUCCUGGAGCUUCCCCACGAGGAUGCCCGGCGACAAACGCUCCCCUCGCAUCACCGGGCUCUGUCCCUACGGCCCCCAGGAGAUCCUGGUAGCGGAUGAGCAGAACAGGGUCUUGAAGCGCUUCUCGCUCAACGGCGACUACAAGGGCAUGGUGCCGGUCCCCGAAGGCUGUGCCCCGUGCAGCGUGGCCGCCCUGCAGAACGCGGUGGCUUUCUCCGCCAAUGCGAGGCUCUAUCUCGUCAGCCCCGAGGGGGCCGUCCAGUGGCGCAGAUCCCUGAGCCAAACCCAGUCCAGCCACGCCGUGGCCGCCAUGCCGUGUGGAGAGCGGGUGGCGGUCAGCGUGGCUGGCCACGUGGAGGUGUACAAGGAGGAGGGCAGUCUGGCCACCCGGUUUAUCCCGGGGGGCAAGGCUAGCCGGGGCCAGCGGGCCUUGGUGUUCCUGACCACCAGCCCCCAGGGCAAUUUUGUAGGGUCGGAUUGGCAGCAGAACAGCGUGGUUUUCUGUGAUGGACUAGGCCAGGUGAUCUGGGAAUACAAGGGCCCCGGCUUACACGGCUGCCAGCCAGGUUCUGUGUCUGUGGAUAAGAAAGGCUACAUAUUUCUGACCCUUCGAGAGGUGAACAAGGUGGUGAUCCUGGACCCCAAGGGGUCAUUUCUUGGUGACUUCCUAACAGCAUAUCAUGGCCUGGAAAAGCCCCGGGUAACCACCAUGGUCGAUGGCAAAUACCUAGUGGUGUCCCUCAGUAACGGGACUAUCCACGUGUUUAGGGUCAGGUUUCCUGAUAGUUAAAGGCGCUUGGGGCUGGG
Mesocricetus auratus (golden hamster) is the source of this 2499-nucleotide messenger RNA. RefSeq names its product tripartite motif containing 56 (gene Trim56). Gene Ontology annotation, molecular function: ubiquitin-protein transferase activity; zinc ion binding. Gene Ontology annotation, biological process: positive regulation of DNA-templated transcription; innate immune response. Gene Ontology annotation, cellular component: nucleoplasm; chromatin. The record is from RefSeq and is a predicted model, not a curated record. Lineage: Eukaryota; Metazoa; Chordata; Mammalia; Rodentia; Cricetidae.